This is a messenger RNA of Helobdella robusta, 1140 nucleotides long. RefSeq lists its product as hypothetical. The record is from RefSeq and is a predicted model, not a curated record. The transcript has 2 exons. Lineage: Eukaryota; Metazoa; Annelida; Clitellata; Rhynchobdellida; Glossiphoniidae. The coding region runs from base 1 to 1140 and encodes 379 amino acids.
AUGGCUAUUGAAAAUAUGAUUGGAAAGUGGUUAUCUGGAAGCGGUUGGACCGAAUUAUUUUUCAAGACUGAAAUCGCAAGUUCUGGACGUAGUGAAACGUUGCUUAAGUCUUCACAUGUUAAAAGAACUAGAUACGCUCAUGAAGUUAGUAUUGCAGCACUUUACAUUCUAAGAAACAACGCAUAUAGAGAUAACCAAAAAACGGCAGUGGAGUCUCUGGAAACAUGGGUGGCUCGAAGAUGCAAAGAAUCUGCUCAGUUUUUAUUUUGGCAGACGACCAUAAUUUUGGAGGGCAUAUUACUUAACUUUGUUCGUAGCAUACGUACUUCUGAUUUCUGUUUAUUUGUCCAAAUGCUCGAAGAGCUUUGUCCUUGGUUGUUUGCUUUAGAUCUUAUUCAUUAUUCACGAUGGCUUCCUGUUUUCAUAAAAGGGCUCAAAGAACUACCAGUGCGACACCCGCAAGUUUAUGAAGCAUUCCAGAAAGGUCAUUUCACAAGUAGAAAAACUAAUGCUGAUUUCUCCGCAAUUUCCGAUGAUCAAUUGCAUGAACAAAAUAACAAACUAAUAAAAGGAUGUAGUGGAGCUAUCAACAAUUUGCAUAAUAAUGAUGCUCUUCUUAAAUGGAUGGUGGCCGGUCCGGAAAUCUCACGAAUGAUACAUGAUUAUGACCAGAUUCCAGUGCACAAUUUGUCUAAUAAAGUUCCAAAUCGGUGUCAUCAUGAAUGUUCAGCAAGCUUUCAAUCUCGAUAUAUUAGUCAUGUUUCAAAAAUGGUUAAAUAUAUGCAGGAAGACGGCAAUCCAUUUUCUGAACAACUUUUGCAAACUAUCGACAACCAAAAAAUUUUAAUGUCUCAAUCUGCAGAGAACUCCGUUAGACAAGCGGAACAAAAAGGAAUCAAGCAAUAUGAAAAUUUUGUAAAAGAACGUUUAAUUUUCGGUCAAAAAUCUUUUUAUGAUUCAUUGUCUAAAAACAAUUUGGAACUAUUUCAUGGCCCUAAAAAGACAUACACAAUGAGAACACUUGGUAGAAAUUCCAAUUACGAUCGCAUCUUAGUUAGUAGGUGUGGCAGGUUCGGAAGGAAUACACACGGGGCUGUCUGGCUCUCCUAUCAUCCAAUACUUCUUAUCAACUGCUGCUGA